Molecule: messenger RNA, 2116 nt
Organism: Linepithema humile (Argentine ant)
Lineage: Eukaryota; Metazoa; Arthropoda; Insecta; Hymenoptera; Formicidae
Source: RefSeq, a predicted model, not a curated record
CAUCGCGGCAUGGUAUCAUAGUGCGUUGCGUGUGUGUGCUUAUAUGUGUAUAGGUGUGUAUGUAUGCGUGUCACGAUUCGAGAAUGAUCAUGACACACGGGGCGUACACACGAACCCGGAUCGCCGCGAAACGCGGGUUCACAGCGGUGUCGUCGUUUCGCGACCCAAAGACAGUUUCGCGUCGUGCGCGCUUUGACGCGCGCAUUCGGCGCACCUCGCCGAUUCGCGCUCGCUCCGGUAAGGAAAGAGAGUGUGAAUAAAAAACGAACGUAUGCUAUACUACACACGUCGAUGAUAGUACACGUGUACAGGUUUGCGACCGCGUGUGUGUUGUGCGUAUUGAACCGCAUUAUCACUUUGAACGAUACGCGGAUGACUUUUGCCCGACUCGUUGAUACGCGCUCGAUUCGCUCGAGCCACGCUGCAAUCUGACAGAGGCCGUGAUCAUGUGAUCAUGGACAACGAAAGCAGUAACAACGACAGUGGUAUCAGCGGCAGCAUCAGUGACGAAUCGCGCGACAGUAACACGCCCGUUCUACCGAGACACAGUAAUGCCACCCAGAACAAACACGGUAGACAAGCCGUACGUAAAAUGAGUACAAUGCCGGAAGAGGAGGACAUCAUGUCCGACGACGCGGAUCCGGACGUGAUCAAGAUCGGCCACCAGCAACAGAAACGCUCCGAGAUCGAACCCGAGUGGACCUCGGAGGAGAGAAGUCGUUUGCUAAAUUCCGCUGGACGUAAAAUCGUCAUCGCGCCGACAAGCGCGAGCAACGGCAAUGCGAGAAGGACGAUUAAUCGCGAUGACAGUAUCGAGACUGUUCAGGAUCGAGUUCAUCCGCAGUGGUCGCAGUCACGACCGCUGAUCGCGGAUCAGAUUGAGUCCAGGUCGAGCCCGGGUCGUGACAACGGACCGCAUAGUCCCGGCAGACUGAGCGUCAAAAGCGUCGAUCAGCAGCACGCGACGCGGCAAUAUUAUUGUUCCAACGCGCGUUCGCCGAGGACACCCGUCAUUAUAAACGAGAAUCAGCAACAGUGUCCCUGCUGUCAUCAGCCAUCGCCCGUCUGGGCUUCCAUCCUAUACGCGGACUCGGCGAACGAGAUGCAGGCCCGCACGUUCCCCGACACGAUCUCGAUCAGGUCCCUGGCGUCGAUCGGUCUGGGCUCUUCCGAUGGCCGGAAGCUCACAAUACGUAGAGUUCCCACAUCGCCGUCGGAGCUGCUUAACGUGGUACAUCCGCCGCCCUUCGAGGACGAUCUUUCCACGUGCACUAGUUUCGACGACGGAGAUGCGGAUGAUCCCGGCGAUUAUCGACAACCCAGAAGGCCUCAUUGGGCAAAUAAAGUGCAAUUCGUGCUGGCCUGCAUAGGCUACUCCGUCGGUCUCGGCAACGUCUGGAGAUUUCCCUACUUAUGCUACAAAAGCGGCGGCGGUGUGUUCCUCGUGCCUUACUUUUUAAUACUCGUAGUAUGUGGAGUACCAUUGUUGUACAUGGAACUCAGCAUCGGGCAGUUCACUCGUCGCGGCCCAAUCGGCGCUUUGGGUCAAGUAUGCCCGUUAUUGAAAGGAGCUGGUUUGUCGUCGGUUGUGAUAUCGUUUCUGCUAUCAACCUAUCAUAAUGUGAUAAUAGCCUACGCAAUUUAUUAUUUCUUUGCGGCGUUUCGAGCGGAGCAGCCAUGGUCACGUUGUGACAAUUUAUGGAACUCGCCGCGUUGUUGGCUGCCCAGUUAUGGAGUCGAUAAUCGAACUCGACCGAACUCAACAAGAACACCGUCCGAGGAGUUUUUCGACAACAAGGUCCUGCAAAUUAGUAGCGGCAUUGAAGAACCGGGGGUUUUGCGAUGGGAGCUUGUGGCCUGUUUGAUAACCGCGUGGAUUAUGGUAUAUUUUUCCAUUUGGAAAUCCAUUAAGUCAUCAGCGCAAGUGAGGUAUCUCACAGCAACGCUGCCUUUCCUCCUAAUCGUGGUCUUCCUCACGCGUUCUCUCACUCUAGAAGGUGCCGCGAAAGGUCUACAAUUCUUUUUUCAUCCACGCUGGGAAUUGCUCGGCGAUGCGAAGGUCUAUAAUGCUGCGGCGCAAGUCUUCAAUUCCGUAGGCAUCGCUUUUGGCUCGAUG